GAGAAGGAGACACAGAAUCAGCAUCACUUCUUACAAAGAAAUUUAAACAUGGGAUCAAGUACAACAAAACCUGAAUUUGUCUCUGUUUUGGUUGAUCAAAAUGUGGCAGAAGGAGAAGAUGUUACUCUUCGCUGUGUGGCAAACACAGGAGAAGUAACAGCAAAAUGGGAGAAGAAUGGACGCAGAUUGGAAUGUGUACACAACAAGUACACAAUAAAUCAAUAUGGUACAACAUUUAGCUUGACAAUCAAGAACACUGCAAAGGAAGAUCAAGGGAAAUACACAAUACACCUGUGGAAUCAAGCUGGUAGUGCCUCAUGCUCUGCUGUGGUCACUGUUGACCUCCACUACAGGCUAGCAUCUUUGAAAGGCCACCUUGGGUGUUCCUAA
Colossoma macropomum (tambaqui) is the source of this 390-nucleotide messenger RNA. RefSeq names its product myosin light chain kinase, smooth muscle-like. The transcript is spliced from 4 exons. Gene Ontology annotation, cellular component: plasma membrane. Gene Ontology annotation, biological process: cell adhesion; axon guidance. NCBI's taxonomy places the organism in Eukaryota, Metazoa, Chordata, Actinopteri, Characiformes, Serrasalmidae. The record is from RefSeq and is a predicted model, not a curated record. Gene Ontology annotation, molecular function: protein binding. Bases 49 to 390 code for a protein of 113 amino acids.